CCGGCAGCUCACGCAGGUGCUUCCUUGCCUCGUCUUCAUGUGCUCGGCUGCUCGGCGUUAACGGACCGUAAUCUGGCUAACAGAGAGUAGAGGUUGACAGUUGAGGCCAUGACGAGGUCAGCUGGCUGUUGUUGGUCACCGGGCUUUUUCUAGCUAACGCUAACGUUAGCUCUGAACCGUUCACGUUCUGUUGGACCACCGAGGACAGCGCGCGACCUUGGAGACGUUGCCAUGGAUUUGACGCGGCUGGCUGUGGAUGCCGGUCAGCUCAUCAACCGGGCUGUUCAGUACACGGAGGAGAGUCUUGGCCAGGCGGACAAGACAGAGUUGGACCCCGGGCUAGAUGAGCUCCUGGCCCGGGCAGACGCAACCAAGACCUGGACGGACAAGAUAAUCUCCCAGACUGAGGUUUUACUGCAGCCCAACCCCGGAGCACGGUUAGAGGACCGGCUGUAUGAGCAUCUGGAUUGGAGCGUCCCACCAAGGCCUCGUGCACAUGAGGCCCUGGGGGACCAAAUGACCCAGGCUGGUCUGGAGAUGGGUUCCAACACACCCUAUGGAAUGGCGCUGCUAAGGUGUGGAGAGGCUCAUAAGCGGCUUGGCGAGGCAGAGAAAAAGUUUGUCCAAAGCACUAACAUCCACUUUCUCACCCCUCUGAGGAGUUUCACUGAGGAGGAAUACAGAACCAUACAGAAUGAGCGCAGGAUGUUGGUGAAUAAGCGUUUGGACUUGGACAUAGCAAAUACCAGACUGAGGAAAGCACAUGAGGCCGACCGAGAGGCCAGAAACCUGAACGCAAACCCCCUGGAAGAUGACUACUUGUCUCAAGUCUCCUACAUGUUCAGCUUCCUGCGUGUUAAAUGGCUAAAGAUAUGGGCUCAGGAAAUCUCUCAGGCAGAGAUGGAGCUGAGGAUCUGUCAGAGUCUGUUCAAUCGGCAGUCAGAAAUUACAAGACAAGUCGUGGAAGGAAUCAGUAACACUCAUACCAACCACAUGCGGUGCCUCACUGACUUUGUGGAGGCUCAGGCCUGUUACUUCGACCAGUGUAACCAACAUGCUCAGGAGCUUCAGAGACAGCUGGCCAGCAUUCCAGCUGUCCUCUGCUCCAAUAACUGGCAGUCGGCAGUAAGUAAUGCAGUUAAUCAGCCAUCAACAAGCAACCAUGAAGCCAAUGAGCCCGUCGGGUUAAAUCAAGUCACUCCACUUCCCAUAGUCGUCCACCAACUUCCAGAAUUCGACCAGGACUCAUGGACCUUAAAUCCACCACCCGGAACUAAAACAGCAACAGAUUCCUCUGUAACCUCACAGCCACCUGAUCAGGCAAAUAACAACAAUAACAACAACCUCUUCACUGAUGGCCAGGCAGCCAGCCAACAUUCAGUGGCCAACCAAGCACUUGAUCACGCCUGUACAUCAAAUUCAGACAGGGACCCAACAGAUCAGAUCUCGACACUCAGCCGAACAACUGACGGAGCAGCAGCUGCAAUAAGCAACGGUGCAGAUAGUCUGACAACAACACCUUGGGCACCUACUGAACUCAGUGGAACCUCAAGUGAGUCUCACGCUACAAACGCAGUAGGUAGUGAGACCCUAACAACCGAUGGCAUGGUUAUUGAGACCUUGACAACCAAUGGAAUGGCAGCUGAGUCCCAAACAACCAAUGAAACAGCUGAGCUGCCCACCAUCAAUGGAGAAGAUGUCCAGGAGUCAUCAUCAGACGGUCAGGCUGUGGGUCAGUAGAGAUUCAUGUCUGGCAGGGGAUUUAGCACCAGGCCAAAGACACGUGAGCUGGGAUGGUCUUUGAUCGAAGCUCCAGCUGAGUUAGACCGGCGGUAAAUGACAUCGUAGAUCCACGAAUACGAACUGUAUUAGAAAGAACGGAUACACAAUUAUUGUAACAUGUGGUAAGGUUAAAAAAAACUUUAAUUAAUCCCAUAGGGAAGAUAAUGUGAAGUGGUUGUAAAAGUGCUUAUUUUUCUAAACGUGAUAUAGUGCCACAAUAAUUAGCCUUUAGCCAUAUUCAUAUAUUAUUCAUGUUGUAUGAAAAUUGAAACUGUUGAGUAUCAGUCUCUCUUGUGGCAGUGUAUGUGUAAUAUUUCCUCGCCUCUGGCUGGCAGACGAGGCCUGACUGACUGUUGCAUUUGUAGUGAGCGAUUGUGAAACGUCGUCAGUCUCUGAAACCAAAUCCUUAUUUUUUACAUUUAGCUAAAUGAGAGAACUAACAACGCUUUGUGCCAAGUGUGUGUGUGUGUGUAUUAGUUGGUGUGAAACCAUCAGCUCACAUGUGAGUGUCUCGGUGUGUUUGUGUCCAAGUCUGUCAGUGACCCACGUGCACUCAGCUGCGUUUACAGCUUCCCCAAACCUGUGACACCUUUACAGAGAGGUGUGUGUAUACGUAUGUGACUCUGCCACCUCUUGACUCAUGUUGCUACAGGUUGAGGUCAUUUUCCAUAUGAAGCUUGUUACUUGUGUGUGUUGGGAAGUCCAGAAAGGUGACUAAACACCAAGCUGAACAGAGCCUUUAUGCUGAGGUAUAAAAUAUGUUUCUUCAUACAUAGUGUGGGUGUUUUUCCCCUCCCAACACAUAGUCAAAUCACAUAUUCACUUUUACCCUUUUCCCCCUUAAAGCCUCCACUAGGUGAAAUGGGUAGAACUUUCCAUGUCCAGAUGUUGUUAAUUUUCUUUGCAAGGGCAGGCAUGCUCUGCUGUGGUGUGGGUCCGCUCUAGGGACCCUGGAUGGUGUAAUCACCCUCCAGCUCUAAGCUCUACGCUUUUGUCCCAAUACGUAAAUACGUGUGUGUAUGGAUCGCUGCAGUAUUCACAGUUCUAGAUGCUGCCAGUUUUAAAGCGCAUAAAUGCAGUCAUUACUCAGUCACAUGCACAUUGAGCUGAUGUCAGUGCGAGUUUGGACUUUUCUCUUGAUCCAUGUGAAGCUGUGGAA
Chelmon rostratus (copperband butterflyfish) is the source of this 2941-nucleotide messenger RNA. Its product is annotated as endophilin-B1-like. Lineage: Eukaryota; Metazoa; Chordata; Actinopteri; Chaetodontiformes; Chaetodontidae. The coding region runs from base 232 to 1740 and encodes 502 amino acids. The transcript has 10 exons. Gene Ontology annotation, molecular function: protein binding. The record is from RefSeq and is a predicted model, not a curated record. Gene Ontology annotation, cellular component: cytoplasm.